CUAGCACACCACCACCGUCGUUGCUGUCGAUGGUUUCUUUUGCUACGUGCCUAUAAAUACGCGGGCGCUUUCCUCUGUUAAUUCGCUGCAAUUCAUUCAACACAACCGGUUGAUCAAAAGACGACCAAUUGGCAAGUCAGAUCGAGAGUGAGAAACCCAAACACACGGGGAGUCAGCGAUCGAGAGCCACACAAGAGACAAGAGAGGCCGGAGAGAUGGCGAACCUGUUCCUGAAGCAGGCGAAGCAGUACGCGGCGACGCGGCCGGCCUACCCACCGGAGCUCUUCGACUUCAUCGCCUCUAAGACGGCCCGUCACGACCUUGCUUGGGACGUCGGCACCGGCAGCGGCCAGGCCAUCCCGCCGCUGGCGAAGCUGUACAAGGACGUGGUGGGCACGGACACGAGCGCGCAGCAGCUGUCCUACGCGCCGCGCCUCCCCAACGUGCGCUACGUCCACACGCCGCCGGACCUCCCCCUCGACGGCAUCCACGCCGCCGUCGCGCCGCCGGGCUCCGUCGACCUCGUCACCGUGGCGCAGGCCUUCCACUGGCUCGACCUGCCGCGCUUCUACGCGCAGGUCCGCUCCGUCCUGCGCGCGCCGCAGCCGCAGCAGGCGGCGGGGGUGCUCGCGGCCUGGUGCUACACCGAGCCCUGCGUCGACGCCGCCGUGGACGACGCCUUCUGGCGCCUCUACAACGGGUCGCAGCCGUACUGGGCGCCCAACCGGCGGCUGGUCGACGACCGGUACAGCGGCGUGGACUUCCCCUUCGACCCCGUCGACGGCGAGGCGCACACGGGCCCGUUCGAGUUCUCGACGGAGCGGCGCAUGGACCUCGACGGCUACCUCGCCUACAUCACGUCGUGGUCGGCGUACCAGACGGCCAAGGAGAAAGGCGUCGAGCUGCUCGACGAGGCGACGGUGCGCGGGUUCGCCGACGCGUGGGGCGGCGACAGGGUGGAGGUGAAGACGGUGAGGUACCCAAUCUUCCUCAGGAUCGGCAAGGUGAGGACAGAGUAAUAGGAGAUGCGCCAGCAAACGGGGAGAAAUUAAGCUUGAUAGACUUGGGCGAACGUGCUUUGUCUAGCACACAUUAGUGCAUUACUCUGUUAUCUUCAGAGGCGAUCUGCACUAGGAGAUUACUACUUCCUCCGUAUCAUAUUAUAAGACUUUCUAGCAUUAUCAAUAUUCAUAUAUAUGUUAAUGAAUCUAAACAUAUAUGUGUGUCUAUAUUCAUUAACAUCUAUAUAAAUAUGGAUAAUACUAGAAAGUUUUAUAAUCUGAAACGGAGGUAGUAGAAAAUAGAUGCGGCUUUGCCGCAUAAUGGACCAGCCAGUACGAAAUACUCCGUACGUUUCAUAUUGAUCAUCAUUUAACACAAAUUAAAAUUUUUAAAUUGAUCAUCAUGUAAUCAUAGCCCUUCGUUCGACGUGUAAUAUUAUUGCAUUUAAGCAUAAAAAUUGAGUAUGCAUGCAUGUAUGUAGGAAUUCAAGGUAGUAAAGCUAUCGUUUCAUAGAGCAAGUUUAAUACCAGUAUAACCAACUACUGACUCCAAAUCAUCUAUAGUCAAUUUAGUAGCCAAUUCAUAUAAUACUUACCUAUAAACAUUACUACACAAUUCAUACUUGGUCGCACCUGUCAUACACACAUGUAUCUUGGAGUCUGGAGUCUGUGCUAUAGCUGGCUACAAAUUUGUAGCUCGCUGCUCUUCUCUAUUCUCUUUUAUCUCCUCGAAAUGUGUUUAUAACUGGACCUGCUAUUAUGUAUGGGGCCUAAGAGGAGUUAAAGUGUGCAUGUUUAUUGAUUUUUCCCUACCACAUACUCACAUUAAGUGAAAUGCAGGAAAGUUAAUAUUUUUUU
Molecule: messenger RNA, 1859 nt
Organism: Oryza sativa Japonica Group (Japanese rice)
Lineage: Eukaryota; Viridiplantae; Streptophyta; Magnoliopsida; Poales; Poaceae
Molecular function (GO): S-adenosylmethionine-dependent methyltransferase activity
Source: RefSeq, a predicted model, not a curated record